This is a messenger RNA of Alnus glutinosa, 1334 nucleotides long. Its product is annotated as protein LIKE COV 2-like. The coding region runs from base 155 to 919 and encodes 254 amino acids. Gene Ontology annotation, cellular component: Golgi apparatus. Lineage: Eukaryota; Viridiplantae; Streptophyta; Magnoliopsida; Fagales; Betulaceae. The transcript has 7 exons. The record is from RefSeq and is a predicted model, not a curated record.
CGUUCACUUCCUUUCCACCCAACGAACAUCACCGCGUGCAAGUAACCAGGAGAAGACUCAGAAGAGGGAAAGAAGACUUGGUAGUUAAUUACAAACUUUUACUCUCUCUCUCUCUCUCUCUCUGAUUUCUUCAAGCGCAAUCCAAAGCGAAAGAAUGGCAGAUAAACAAGAAUCCACGUCGAGUCCACUGAAUCAACUAUCCGAUCCGGACGACGACGUCGCAAAGUCUCCUCCAAACUCCCCCAAUUCCUCCACUCGCAAGGCUUGCUAUGCUGUUCUCCAGAGUUGGGUCUCAAAGAAGUUCAUGACUGGAUGUGUGGUUCUGUUUCCUGUGGCGGUUACGUUCCUCAUCACAUGGUGGUUUAUUCAGUUCUUUGAUGGUUUCUUCAGUCCAGUAUAUGAGAGCCUUGGCAUUGACAUAUUUGGCCUUGGAUUUGUUACAUCACUAAUUUGCAUAUUCUUUGUCGGUAUAUUUGCUUCAUCAUGGAUGGGUGCCACUGUUUUUCUGAUUGGAGAAUGGUUCAUAAAACGAAUGCCCUUUGUUAAGCACCUUUACUCAGCCUCCAAACAGAUUAGUACUGCUAUUUCUCCAGAUCAAAAUACCACAGCUUUUAAAGAGGUUGCAAUCAUCCGCCAUCCACGUGUUGGUGAAUAUGCAUUUGGUUUUAUCACAUCCUCUGUCAUCCUUCAGAAGGAUGAUGGAGAUGUGGAGCUAUGCAGUGUUUAUGUCCCAACAAACCAUCUAUAUAUUGGUGAUAUUUUUCUGGUCAAUUCUGAAGAGAUCAUUCGGCCAAAUUUGUCUAUUCGGGAAGGAAUAGAGAUCGUAAUUUCGGUCGGAAUGACAAUGCCACAGGUGAUUUCUUCUAUAGAAAGGAUUCCUCCUCUGGGUAGAGAUAAUCCUAUGGACGCACUAAUAUAAAGGCAUUAAGGACAGGUGAUUCUCCAAUUACCUUGUCUUUUGUUGGGUUUGGAGUACAAAGUAGUUGAUGUGUUAUCCUUGGUUUUGUUUGGUCAUACAUCAAAAUAUUCUCUUUUGGUAAUGUGAUGGUUAAUGUGGAUGUUUGUUCCAGGUUAACAUGAUAAGGGAUUACUUACUUAUAGAAUAGAAUAGAAUACCUUAACGGAAUACACCCACUCUUCCAAAGAAAACUCAUGUUUGGUGAUGGACUCAUGGGAUAGGGUCGUAGGCAAUUUUGUGGUCAUCUGGCGGCUCUGGCCACCGUCUGUAUGUCGCACUCGCUCAAUGUUGUAUUUCUACCAUCUGCUUGUGUAGAAUGAAAUGCUCAACUGUUCUUUUUUUCUUUUCUUUUUUGGGUAUAAAAGCGGUUUAAUUC